AUGGCACCGAAAUCAGACCGGUUCCAAGGCUUCACAGCCAUCACAGACCAAAUUUUCUUCCGAGAAGGCGAGUCAGUAACAGAGGGCACGCAACCGCCAGCAGGCCACCCAAGAGUCGUCAUCAUCUACAGUUGGGGCGACGCCGUACCCAAACACGUCUCCAAAUACGCCGAUGGAUUCCGCAAGCUCUUCCCGCACGCGAAGCAAAUCGCCGUGCUCUCGCCCAUCCUCAAAGCCAUGAGGGAGGACCUCCAAACGCGCUCCGACAACAUGAAGCCCGUCGUCGAAGCCGCGUAUCCCUCAGCCACGUCCGGCACAGCAGACCCCCACGAAGACGCGGUCCUCACGCACGUCAUGUCCAACACGGGCGGCAUCAACUACGCCGGCACGCUGCACGCCUACCAAGAAAGGUUUGGCCGCCCCAUGCCGCACCGCCUGUCCAGCUACGACUCGACACCCGGCAGCGUGAUCAUGACGUGGAACAAUCUCAAGCGCUGGUCUCUGGCCAUGACGCUGGGCACCGCCGGCUGGUUUCCUUGGCCCUUUGUCGUGACGCAGUGCAUCAUGGGCGUCUUCCUCCUCCUGAACCACGGUUUCGAACACCUCACCGGCCGGGAGAGCGCACCGGUCUUUAGUGUCGCGGCUAUUGGCGACACAAAGUAUGUCUCCAAGGGGUCGCGGAAGCUGUACCUGUACAGCAAGGAGGACCCGCUUAUUGGCUGGGAGGAUAUCGAGGAGAACAUGGCCGAGUCCAAGGGCAAGGGCUACGCCUAUAACGCGGUGCGGUUUGAGGGCAGUGGCCAUGUUGGGCACAUGCGCAUGCAUCCUGAUCAGUACUGGAGUGCUAUCGCGUCAGCCUGGAAUGAGACGUGA
Molecule: messenger RNA, 873 nt
Organism: Colletotrichum orchidophilum
Lineage: Eukaryota; Fungi; Ascomycota; Sordariomycetes; Glomerellales; Glomerellaceae
Exons: 1
Coding region: 1-873 (290 amino acids)
Source: RefSeq, a predicted model, not a curated record